GAGACAUUAAAAUCCCUGCAGUGAUACAGUAAAUUGAAUUUGCCUAUGCCACUGGAUCAGUCAAAUUAAGUGUCCUUGAAAUUAAUUUAGACAUGAUUCAUGUAAACUCAUUUUCACGGGGCGUAGCUUUACGUCAACGAUAUUCUAGGGGGUCUGGUAUAUGCUCUACACUCAAUUUCGUCAGAAGUUUUUAUAUUCUGUAUCGCCGCAACUCGCAUCUGUAUUCUUUGAGGGGAGGGGGAAUUUUUAAUAAUAAUAAUAUGAAAACUAAGGAAGAUGGUUUCGCAGGUUUGCACCGAUAACAGUAUUUUUCAUAUGUAUGCUCACAGAACAAAUUUAAACAGAAGUCUAAAAUAACAAUACAUGUAACUUUAAUUAUAAUAUAUACGGAAAAUGUCAAGGAAUAUAUACCUACAAAAACGAACAGUAUAUAAAUUGAUCAAGUUUCCAGUAAUAAUCAUAAUGGAAUAAUGGAACUACACGAGUCAAUAAAAGCAAGUAUUUCGUCAUAGUUACCGUAAUUGUUCUUUUACAGAACGGUCAGAAUUGUGCAACAACAACAACAACAACAACAAAAAAAAAAAAGAAAAGAAAAAAGCAUUAGGCAGUUUUGAGGAAAUCACACAGCAUAAUAUGUUUUUAUGUGAAAAUAAUACAAACAGGCUAGGCGGAGUCAUCAUUUUUGACCCAGUAUCGGCGGUAAUUUAUCUUAUUUCACGACAUUAUUCAUUGUACGUUUCCGUCACAAUUUUGUUUUCGCUAGCUACACGUGCUCUUAUAGUCUGAUCUCGUAUUAAGUACUUCAAAGAUUUCAGUACAGGCCGCAAAAAGCUAACUAUCAGUUAUAGGAGGCAGUAAACAGUUUUCUGAGCUUCUCGGCCUAGAGUCGCCUACCUAACUUUCAAAACCUCACACAAAAGUCUGUAACCACACACCUGAAAUAAAGAUAUUGCAACAUUAACAUCACUGUAUGUCUAUCGUUACAAACCAUCUGCAAUACAUCUCUAAUAUCUAGUUUUCUGUUUACAAGACCUGAAUUUUGUGCUCUCCCGGUCGCGGAAACUGAUGAUGAAAAAAGCUAAAUUUGCCAAUUUUUCAAUCGCUGCAGAAAAUUCCCUGCCAACGAUAGCCCCAAUUGCUACACUGUUCCAUACUCCAGUAACACUGUAAAAUCUGAAAAUAAGCUGAAAUAUAUGUGCCAUCCGUACCGUUUUUUCACUAUUCCACUUUUCCUGAGGUCCCUGCUAAAAUGACAACCCCACUUUAAGCUAGCUCAGAGGAAGCAUGUAUACGCUCCUGCAAGUCAUUACGUCAUACUGUCAAGAUCAAGGCUACUCAACUGAUUUUCUUUAAAUAAGUGAAACUCAAUUCUAGCCGCUGAAACUUCAAUUCUAGCAAUUAUUAUUAUUUAGAAGUUCAAAUAUGCACUUCAUUCCGUAAAUUGCCUCUUAUUUGUAAAUUUCAUCCCGGCCAAUUCGACACUAACAGCUGAAAACUGUUUACUGCCUCCAUAAAGAGCACGCGCUUCAUUAAUUUUAAGUGCAUGUCACUAAAUACAGAAGCUGACACCAGUUUAUAACUGCGGACUACAAAAGACGGAAUGAUAAAACAAGUGUAUUUAUAAUAUACAAAACAAAAGAGUGUAUGUUUUAGUUUGUAAUUGAUAAUGAUUCAGAAGAAAUGAGAAAACGCCAUUGUUAAAUCAAUGAAACGACAGAAAAACAUAGACCGGGGAUGGGCAUGGCUAGUGAUGAUGUCAUCAUAUAUUGGCAUGGUUAUAUACUGUGUACCUUUAUACAUGAGCGGCGUCUUAUAUAUAGCCCUCCUCGAGAAGUUUAACAAAGGGGAAGCAAAAACAUCGCUGAUAGGAGCAGUCAGCUCAGGAUUACUAUGUUUUGCAGCUCCCUUAGGUGGAGUCAUUAAUAAUCGAUUUAGCUGUCGAGUUUCCAUCGUACUUGGUGGUGCCCUAACGACUAUUGGAUUUGCCGCAAGUGCUUUUGUACCAAGUCUCGACUGGAUGCUUGUUACUGCUGGUAUUUUUGUCGGUUUUGGGUUUGCAAUUUCGUCAUCUGGACUGAUAUGUGUCGUAGGGUUCUACUUCGAAAAAUGGCGGGAAAGUGUAAUCUCAUGUGCUUUUCUCACAGUUGGUCUUGCAAUGUUUAUUUCUGCACCGUUUGGGAUACAUUUGUUGGCAGAAUAUGGACUUAAUACAGCGUUUUUAAUUCUGGCGGGAAUUCAAGCUCAGAUGUGUGUUUGUGGAAUGAUAAGUAAACCAUCUUCUAUUGAAAUAGAAGUUCACGCACAAAAGAAAAGAGAUAGAAAAGUUAAAGGAGAGUCUACAUCGAAAACAUAUUUAGAUGUAACACUGAUGAAAAAUAUUUCUUAUACAUGCUAUUUAAUAAGUAUAUCGACAUGGAACUUUGGCCUUUGUGUCGCGAUAAUGCAUCUCCCGAACUAUGUCUCAAUUCUUGGCGGGAGUAAUCGUGACAUUGGACUACUUAUGACGUCAUUCUCCGUAGCAAAUACGAUUGGUCGUUUGCUUGGAUCAUUGACAAUUUCUAAAAUGAGCAAAAAAUGUCUACACGUGUAUGCUGGAGUUCUUGGAUUGACAGGGACAUUGACUUCAUUAUUCAUAUUUUACUCGGAUUUUACGGGUGGAACUUACAUUUUUGCGAUUCAGUUAGGAAUGUUUACCGGCUGGCCUAACUCGAUGAUGACACCUCUUUCACUGAGAUUUGUAGGUGUUCAUAAGCUCUCAGAGGCGUACGGAUUAGCCUAUGUUUUCUGUGGUCUCGGCGUAUCAACAGGACCAGUUUUAAUUGGUUACUUGUACGUGGUAACUGGGUCAUACAAAUACAGUUUUGUUGUAGCAGGUGUUGUACUGUGCUUGGGUUGUCUAUCUGGCGUGUGUUCUAUUUGCUGUAGACAUGAUUCGACCACUGACGAUAGAACAACAGAAGUCGUAGUCAUAACAAAGGAUAAGUAUGUCGUUGCAAAAUCACUUCAGGUUGGGGAUGAUUCCAGUAUGGAAUAUAAAAUGACAGAAUCUGAAAAUCAUUUUGAUUCUUAUUCUAGUCAAUAUAAUUAUAAAAAAGAAGCCAUAACAAAUGGAACAUGUGUGCAGCAGCAAGGACUUGACGGAGAGGAGGCUUAUAAACUAUUAACGGAUGAAAUACGAUGAAUCUGAAGUACUUUUUUUGCUUUUGGAAUUAAUAUCAUAAUUCGAAGUACUCUCACAGGACUGCAAUCAUGAACAUCUUAUUUACAAGGUGCCAAGUACAACGUUUCAAAAUUCACUGAGCAGUCAAGAUGCAGUGCACUUGUGCUUAAGAUGUUUUCCGCUCAACUUAUAAAUCGUUGGUACGAGCUCUACUUGGGGGCCCGACGUUCAAACCUCAUUAUUUACCAUUCAUCUCGAAGUUACAACUUUUGUUGUCACGUAAUUUUAGAUUGUAACUAUAAUAAACCAUACCUCUGAAGUUUUGAGUGAGUAUCCCGAAUGGCGUGUACUUAUGAAUUUCCCAAAGAAAUGAGAAACUGUUACUGGACAAUCAGCUGAAAUAAAUAACCGAAGGUCACCGAACAUAGACAUUCAAGUUGUCAAUAUUUCAUGAAAGGCAAUAUAGACUAUAAAAUUCCUGUAUUUGCUGGCGAUACCAACAUAGCGAUUGCAUUGCAUUCUUUAAACCCCCAAUUAUUAAGAUACUGCAGCCUUUUAUAGCCUUUAAUUAAAACAUUAGCCGUCCGCUAUCAAUAGUUACAUCUAACAGUUUUUGUUUUCAGCUGACCACAAACCAUUAACUGACUUCGGUCCAGUUCAAUACUUUCUGUCUUGAGCAUGUUCAUUACAAGUGUAGGGACUCUUCAAGUCUACGAACUCCAAACAUGCCGUAAUCAUAUUCCAUUUAGUUAGAUAUUUAUUUCAAAUGAAGAAAAUCCUCUUCAAGUAUAUCUAACUUAAUUAAUUGUGUAUGUAGAGCUACAUUCAUAAUUAAAUGUCAUGUAGUUACAGUUGAUUGUUAAACAACUUCAUUUUUUUUCAGUGGUAGUAAGCAUUUAUACUUAGUUAAGCUCUAAAUGUAUAAACUGUGUAUUGUCUUAUUAACAUAAUGCGCUCAUAUAAACAUGUCAAUUUUAUACGAACAUAAUUUAAAUAUAGUCAUAUUUUCAUAAAUGAAAUUUGAGUCUUACCUUAAAUCAUCAACUUGGGGCAUUUCAUUUCUCAACAUGUCUACAGAUGUGCACUGUAUGAUUUAUGUCAACAUACAUUAAGCACUGAUUUUCGACAGAAUUCCUAUGUCUGCAUAGAAAGUUUGUAAAACAAUGCAUGUAAACAACGAUUUUCAAUGAUUUACAAAAAUAAAAUUUGAAUUACUGAAGAACGUUGUUAUUU
Molecule: messenger RNA, 4393 nt
Organism: Mercenaria mercenaria
Lineage: Eukaryota; Metazoa; Mollusca; Bivalvia; Venerida; Veneridae
Product: monocarboxylate transporter 12-like
Exons: 6
Coding region: 1706-3181 (491 amino acids)
Biological process (GO): monocarboxylic acid transport; transmembrane transport
Molecular function (GO): monocarboxylic acid transmembrane transporter activity
Source: RefSeq, a predicted model, not a curated record